Penicillium paradoxum is the source of this 972-nucleotide messenger RNA. It is a transcript of the gene amcA, whose product is annotated as putative mitochondrial ornithine carrier protein AmcA/Ort1. Gene Ontology annotation, molecular function: L-ornithine transmembrane transporter activity. The transcript has 2 exons. The record is from RefSeq and is a predicted model, not a curated record. NCBI's taxonomy places the organism in Eukaryota, Fungi, Ascomycota, Eurotiomycetes, Eurotiales, Aspergillaceae. Gene Ontology annotation, biological process: mitochondrial L-ornithine transmembrane transport. The coding region runs from base 1 to 972 and encodes 323 amino acids.
AUGGCGGCGACAGAGCAUGCGAUCACCAUCACUGAGCAAAUGGAGUUGCCAUCGCUCCCACCCAACCAGGGUCUUGAGGCGAUGAAAGAUAUUAUAUUUGGAUCGUCGGCAGGAAUGGCCGGCAAGCUCAUCGAGUACCCCUUCGACACUGUUAAGGUCCGACUACAGUCACAACCCGCACACCUCCCUCUCCAAUAUUCUGGACCAUUAGAUUGUUUCCGUCAGUCUUUCCGAACCGAUGGCUUCCGGGGACUAUACAGAGGCAUCAGUGCACCCAUGGCCGGCGCUGCGGUGGAGACCAGCUGCCUCUUCUUCAGUUAUCGCCUCAUCCAGGAUACCCUGCGCGCAACUGUUUUCCCAGAUGUUGAGCACCUACCGUUCUUAGCUCUCAUUGCUAGCGGUGCUCUAUCUGGCUCGGUUACAUCGUUGGCUCUCACUCCUAUCGAAUUGGUCAAAUGCAAGAUGCAAGUCCCUGCAGAGUCGGCAAGCCUCAGACCCACCGGUCCCAUGGCGAUUAUCGCAACUGUUUUCCGACAGGAGGGGUUGAUAGGAUUCUGGAGGGGCCAAAUGGGCACACUGAUCCGCGAAACCGGUGGCGGCGCAGCGUGGUUUGGUGGAUAUGAAGGCGUAUCCUCACUCUUCCGAAGUUAUAAUAAGUCAUUGGACUCGCAAUCAACUUCCGAUUCGCUCCCCCUACACCAACAACUGAUUGCAGGAGCAACGGCUGGAAUGAGCUAUAACUUCCUGUUCUACCCGGCCGACACUAUCAAGUCUCGCAUGCAGACUGAAGACAUAUCACGGCUGCCGGUCAGCGCUCGGCGACAGACGUUCUGGGGGGCAACCAAGGCUUUAUGGAGACAACAAGGGCUCAAGGGCAUGUAUCGCGGGUGCGGGAUCACCUGUGCACGUUCCGCGCCUAGCUCGGCCUUCAUCUUCUCCGUCUACGAAGGACUACGGCAAUACUUUGGAUGA